Messenger RNA from Dromaius novaehollandiae (emu), 5527 nucleotides. It is a transcript of the gene TEK, whose product is annotated as TEK receptor tyrosine kinase. Lineage: Eukaryota; Metazoa; Chordata; Aves; Casuariiformes; Dromaiidae. Gene Ontology annotation, biological process: cell surface receptor protein tyrosine kinase signaling pathway; multicellular organism development; positive regulation of phosphatidylinositol 3-kinase/protein kinase B signal transduction. The transcript is spliced from 23 exons. Gene Ontology annotation, cellular component: signaling receptor complex; plasma membrane. Gene Ontology annotation, molecular function: transmembrane receptor protein tyrosine kinase activity; protein binding; ATP binding. The coding region runs from base 253 to 3639 and encodes 1128 amino acids. The record is from RefSeq and is a predicted model, not a curated record.
CAAAAAUGCCUUUAAGAUCCUGCCUUUCCCAUCCUAAUCUACAUAGGAAACAGGAAAAGGAACUUAAACUCCCUGUACUCAGACAGCAAUGAGACUGUUCCAGCUUGCUCCCAUGCUGCAAUUUCUUGCCUCUGACUUGUAAACAAGAUUCAGUGUAUCAUGCAAGAGGAGAGUAACUGGUAAACCUUCUACCCCAAUCGAAGGAUACUCCAUGAGCAGCUGCAAGAACUGGAUGGAUGUAUUUUGGAGAGCAUGGACCCCUUAGCACAUCUAGUUCUCUAUGGAUUCAGCCUGAUGAUUUCAGGCAAAGUGGAAGCAGCCCUGGAUCUGAUACUGAUCAAUUCAUUCCCUCUGGUGGGCAACUCGGAAACAUCACUUAUCUGUAUCGCUUCCAAAUGGCGUUCCCGUGAGUCUAUCACAAUAGAUCGAGACCAGGAGGAUGUGACAAACCAGCACCGAGAGCCCCUGGAAGUUAAUGAAGAUUCAAGGAGACCAACAGCCAAAACAGUGGUGUGGAAAAGGGAACAGGCCAGUGAAACUAUUGGAGCAUACUACUGUGAAGGGAAACUCAAGGAUGAGGUGACAAGGAUACAUACUAUGAAGAUGCCGCUGGGAGCUUCAUUCCACCCAGUGGCCUUAACUGUUACAGCGAAUAAGGGAGAGCAUGUGAAUAUUUCCUUCAUCAGAAUGGCAGCAAAAGAGGAAGAUGCAGUGAUCUACAAAAAUGGUUCCUUUAUUCACUCUGUGCCCAGGCAUGAAGUGCCAGGAGAGCUGGAAGUAUCCUGUUCUCAUGUUCAGCCACAGGAUGCAGGGGUUUACUCUGCCAGAUAUAUAGGAGGAAACCUCUUUACUUCUGCUUACACAAGGCUUAUUGUAAGACGGUGCGAAGCUCAGAAAUGGGGCCCUUCCUGUAGCUCCCACUGCCCUGCCUGCAUGAAUAAUGGUGUAUGUCAUGAAGAUACUGGAGAAUGCAUCUGUCCUCCUGGUUUUAUGGGAAAAACAUGUGAGAAAGCUUGUGGAGCCAAUACAUUUGGCAGAACAUGUGAAGAAAGCUGUAAGGAAAACUCUGGCUGCAGAAAUUACAUGUUCUGUCUACCAGAUCCAUAUGGUUGUUCUUGUGCUGCAGGAUGGAUGGGACUGGAAUGCGACAAAGAAUGCAAACCUGGCUUUUAUGGGUCUGAUUGCAAACUCAAAUGUAAUUGUCACAAUCGAGGGACCUGCGACAGAUUUAAGGGCUGCAUCUGCUCCCUCGGCUGGCAUGGUCUGCAAUGUGAAAAAGAAGGUUCAGCAGAUCUUUCACCUCAGAUAGAAAACUUACUAGAUCCUGUGGAACUCAAUUCUGGUGUAGAGUUCAAGCCUUUUUGUAUAGCUACAGGCAUGCCACUUCCUAAAUCUGAAGAAUUUAAACUGUUGAAACAAGAUGGAACUGUCCUUAAGCCUUCCCUAAUUGUUACUAGUAAUCGCUCUGAAGCUAUGUUUACUAUUAAUCGAAUCCAGCCCCGUGAUACAGGAACCUGGGUCUGCAGUGUGCAGACAGUGGCAGGAAUGGCAGAGAAACCAUUUCAAGUUACAGUUAAAGUUCCUCCUGUGCCACAGUAUGCCCCAAGACUGACAGACAGUGGACAUAAUUUUCUCAUUAUUGAUAUCAAUGCUGGGUUACAUCUUGGAGAUGGACCUGUUGUUUCAACAAAACUCCUAUACAAGCCAGCAAAACGUUAUCAGUCCUGGAUGUCUGUGGAAGUGAAAGGCACAACCAAAAGACUGGACAAUCUGGAACCAAAAACAGAAUAUCAGUUCUGUGUUCAGCUGAGUCGGCAAGGCGAAGGUGGGGAAGGCCAUCCUGGACCACAGGCCAGCUUCACAACGACUGCACUUGGUCUUCCUCCACCAGAAGGCCUCACCCUCCUUCCAAAAAGUAUGACAUCGCUGAAUUUGUCAUGGCAUCCUUUAACACUGAGGACAGAGGAUGACAUUCAUGUUGAAGUGGAAAGGAAGAGUGUGAAUGACAAUGGUGACGAGAGCAGUGUUAUCACCCAAGUGCCAGGAAAUAUGUCCACUCUGAUCAUUAAAGACCUUGAGCCUAGACAGCAAUACAUGUGCAGGGUACGGGUGAACACCAGGUCUCAAGGAGAAUGGAGCAACUAUCUGUAUGCAUGGACUUUCAGUGACAGAAUCCCUCCUGCACCCUACAACAUCAAGUUUUCUAAUACCACAGACACGUCCUCUGUCAUCUCUUGGACAACUGCAGAGGGUCAUUCUAUCUCCUCCAUCAUCAUCAGCUACAAAAUUUAUGGCAAGGCUGAGUACAACCACAUUGAUAUUAUCAUAAAGAAUACCACCAUUACUCAGUACCAUCUCAAGGGGCUUGAGCCAAAUACUAUAUACCAGGUACAGAUUAAUGCUCAGAAUAACAUUGGCUUGAGCAAUCCAAACACAUCGUUUGAAUUGAAGACUCUUCCAGAAACUAAAGCUCCAUAUGAAUCAAAGGGAGGCAAAAUGCUGCUUAUUGCUAUCCUUGGCUCAGCAGGGAUGACCUGUGUAACAAUUCUCCUGGCUUUUCUCAUCAUGCUACAGUUAAAGCGAGCCAACUUCCAGCGCAGAAUGGCUCAGGCUUUCCAAAAUGUGGUGAGAGAAGAGCCAGCUGUACAGUUUAACUCAGGUACUCUUACCCUGAGCAGGAAAGCCAAAAACAGCCCAGAUCCCACUAUUUAUCCAGUUCUUGAGUGGAAUGACAUCAAAUUUCAAGAUGUGAUUGGGGAAGGUAACUUUGGACAAGUCCUGAAAGCACGAAUUAAGAAGGAUGGCUUACGCAUGGAUGCUGCAAUUAAAAGAAUGAAAGAGUAUGCCUCAAAAGAUGAUCACAGAGACUUUGCUGGAGAACUUGAAGUUCUUUGCAAACUUGGUCAUCAUCCCAACAUCAUAAAUCUUUUGGGAGCAUGUGAACAUCGGGGGUAUCUUUACCUUGCAAUUGAAUACGCCCCCCAUGGAAACUUACUGGACUUCCUUCGGAAAAGCAGAGUGCUAGAGACAGACCCAGCAUUUGCUAUUGCCAACAGUACCGCAUCUACACUUUCCUCUCAACAACUUCUACAUUUUGCAGCAGAUGUCGCUAGAGGGAUGGACUACUUAAGCCAGAAACAGUUCAUUCACCGAGAUUUAGCAGCGAGAAACAUCUUGGUUGGAGAAAAUUAUGUUGCAAAAAUAGCUGACUUUGGCUUAUCAAGAGGUCAAGAAGUUUAUGUUAAGAAGACCAUGGGACGGCUUCCAGUACGAUGGAUGGCAAUUGAGUCUUUGAAUUACAGUGUCUACACCACAAACAGUGAUGUAUGGUCAUAUGGUGUCCUGUUAUGGGAAAUUGUUAGUUUAGGUGGAACACCUUAUUGUGGAAUGACAUGUGCAGAACUCUAUGAAAAACUGCCUCAGGGGUACAGACUGGAAAAGCCUCUCAAUUGUGAUGAUGAGGUGUAUGACCUAAUGAGACAGUGCUGGAGAGAGAAACCAUAUGAAAGACCAUCAUUUGCUCAGAUACUGGUGUCACUGAACAGGAUGUUAGAAGAAAGAAAGACGUAUGUGAAUACCACCCUAUAUGAGAAGUUUACCUACGCAGGCAUUGAUUGCUCCGCUGAAGAAGCUGCUUAAGACAGGAAAAAUCUUCAUUCAUCAAUGAUGUAUUAAAGGAACCCAAAACUCAGUCUUCUGGAGCCCAGAAUGUGAUAUGCUGUGUAGAACUCUGUAUAGCCCUAACUGUAUAAUGUUGUUUAACAACAGAAUUCUAUGUGUAUAUCACACAGUAACCUCUGCCUCCACAGGCUGCACAAGUGUACAUACUAUUUUGAGUAGGAAUGGACUAAAGUCAUGAAAUCUGCUGUUUCAUGCGCAGUUUUUUUUUAAACAUGUAAAGUGUAUGCAUACGGUUAUAGUAACGCAUUAUCUAUUGCCCUGUUAGAUAUUUUUGACACUUUCCAAGAGCUACUGAUAGCAUAAUCACUCUUAUAGCAAGUUAUACAUUUCAUUGCAAUUCAAACAAAAAUGGUAAGCUCAGUGUGAAAGUGCAAGUUACAAGCAGAUGUCAAUCCAGUAUCCUCAUCAAGAAAAAUUAAGUAAGCGUCUCCUAUUUGCAUGUAAAAGUGAGCUAGUGGGAAUAAUUUGUUCAAAAAUUCUGACACUUAAGAUACAAUGAAUGCUAUUGUUCUUUCAUUGUGCAGUUUAAUAGCCAGUUUCUAUGCUAAAUAUCAGUUUGCCUAACUUAAAAAUACACGUAUAUAUUGAAAUUUUUGAUGCCGAGACAGGCAUAUGGCAAUUAUUACGAAGCAUGGGAUUAAGGAACAAAUUACAUGUUGUAAAACAUUUUUACAACCAGCCUGACAUACAUGAAGUUUUUGCAAUUUGUAUUUCAUGUAAUAAUUUCACUGCAUGAUUAUAAAUUACUACCUAGUUAUAUAGAAGCAGGGUUUACUUGCUUUUAUCUUAUCUCUUAUUCAGGCUUUCGUAUGGUAUGGCCUCUUGAAAUAUUUAACUAAAAUGCUUUAAAACAGAAUAUCUGGCCUGCCAGAUAUGUCUUCCAGUUCUCAGGUUAGACCAUUAGAGGCAGGAUUGCCCCAAGCUUCUGGUACCAAGCUAACUGCUUGGAAUUUUGCAAGGCUUACCCUAUUCAAACUUCACAUAUAGCUUACCUCAUGCACACAUGUUACCCUCAUCACCAAUGACUUACCAGCUCAUAACUGGCUAUCAGAUCACAGUGACUCUCUAGAUAUGUGGAUCACUCCCCAAGACUUUGGGGCAGGAGGGGAAAGGGAUGGAGGGAAGGGUUUCCCUUCUGAUGCUUGGUUUGUGUAUGGAUUUGUGGGUGGGUACAUGGGAAGGAUAUCAUAGCAAAGUAUAAAGUUACACUGCAAGCAUGUAUCAGUUCUGACUCAAAAAGGAAACGCACUAAAAGCCUUACUGAAGAGGUCAAAGAAGAAUGUUGACAUCACUUGUGCAGUUGUGAAAAAGGAAGAGCUUGCACUGUAAGUGCAACUGUUACAAUCUGAGUUCACAAAGAGUGAACAGACUGAUUGGACCAAUGUAAUCUUAGUAGAAUAACUCCAAAUGAGAACAGAGAAAAACAUCCACUAUAACUUUCAUAAAAGAUUAUUGGCAGGGCAUUUCCUUGAAGCAUGGGAAUUGCAUUUUGCUGUCAGAGCAGGCUCCUAUGGGUCAGCAAGGUGAACAGGAAUGGACCCAUCCUUGUGCUGGCUAGGCUGCCAGAUAAAUCUAGCUAACUACUUCUGCUGGAACCGCUCCACUUUCUAUAAAUUUCUCAUGGGUCUAAAAUGGAUCAUUUCAUUCCUUCAUAAGCAGACAACCCUACUGACUAUUCUGCUACUUUGAGGUGAGACUUUUCUUCUGUGAGAAACUUUUACUUUGGUCAACAAGCCACAAAGGGAAAGAAUCACGAUCAUUCAGCAGUCCAAUAGGUCUUAAUACUGUUUGCGUUAAGUGCUUGAAUCUCACUGUAAAUUUAGCUGAAGGUCAUUUAAAUAUGUCC